Prunus dulcis (almond) is the source of this 2807-nucleotide messenger RNA. Its product is annotated as DNA ligase 1-like. The record is from RefSeq and is a predicted model, not a curated record. The coding region runs from base 627 to 2276 and encodes 549 amino acids. NCBI's taxonomy places the organism in Eukaryota, Viridiplantae, Streptophyta, Magnoliopsida, Rosales, Rosaceae. The transcript is spliced from 2 exons.
UUAUACGCGAAAUUAUAUUUUCUUAAAUGUACUCUUAUUGAAGGUUGGUGGUGUGAUCCUAAAGUACUUGCUUUGUACUUCCAUACCUGUGAAUUAAUUCUAUUACUUAUAAAACAGGGUUGCUUUCUAUUUGCCUCUUCCGUUACAUAUAAAACAAGGUUUUUCAAGUGAAUAAUGGUUUGAUUAGAGAUUUACCUUUGGGUGUAAAUUCACAGAAUGUUGUAUUUCUUCAGAAACUAUGCGUUUGAUGGCUUCAAGUGUGCAAAAACUAUGUGAAAUGUGCAACGCGAUGCUGUAUUUUGUCCUUUUCUGGUUUUUGGGAAUUUUUUAAAGAGGACUCCACGGAUUUUCAUGGGUUUGGUGUACUUUUGGAACAUGGAAAGAUUAUUAAAUUGAAUUCAUUGGCCAAAUACUUCAGAGACAUCACUAGUAGUUUAGGGUCUAAUGACCGAAGGAAUUCACUGAGAUUUAGUUAUGGUUAUUUUUGUUUGCCAUGUCUUGCAAGGCAGUUCUUAUUGAUAUUAAUCCAUAUUGAUCGCCUGAAACUUGUUUUUCAGUUUUAGUUCUUGUAAAUAAACUUCCAACACAAUUCUCCGAGUAUAUAUUUUUCUGUUUCUUGAGUAUUUAUGCAUAUGUUUUAUUAUUCUAUACAUUUUCAUAAAUUACAGGAGAAGCACAGAGAAAAGAAGCAUAAGAAGGAAAAAAAAGACAAAGAGAAGAGAGAAAGUAAAGAAAAAAGUGAGAAAGACAGAAGUGAUGGAAAGCAUCAGGAAAAGAAAGACAAGAAGGAAAAAAACAGAGACAAGAAGAAGAAUAAGGAGAAAGACAGGGACCCCGUUAAAGAUAAAAUUAGUCCUUCAGAUGAGAAGAGAAAUCCGGGGAAAACUGAGAGUUUUGGUGCAGAGAAAUUCAUUCCUAAAGAGUACAAAGAUAACUGUGUUGACAAGAGAUAUACUGGGCAAGUUGGAGGUUAUCAGGCCGAGAAGCUCAGUCAAAAUCAUCAUCUGGCUGAGGAGAACCACAAUUCUGUAUUGUUGGAGUUGGGUAGGAGAACUAAAGAUGAGGCCAGAGGAAUUGGUAAUCAUGUGGUUGAGAAGAUUUCUGAAUCAGACCGAAAGAAGGAUGAGGGGAUGGUCAGAUUGGUGGCUAAGGAUGCUGACAUUUUGGCUGAAGUCAAGGAAAAGAACAAGGACAAGAGAGUUGAUGACAGAAAGACGGAUGGGCAAGGCAUCAGGGUUGCAGCACAGAUUAGUGGGAACACAAUGGUUCAAAACCCUGUUGGUAUGGUUGAAACUAAAGUUGGAGGACUUUCCAGACCAUUGGGGAGCAACGUGGAUAGAAAGAUUGAUGGAAAAGAAAAGACCAAAGAGAAGGAAGGUGAUGAUAAACGAAGGGAGAAACGCAAGGAGAAAGAUAGAGAGAAGAAAAAACAAGGGAAAGACAAGGACAAGGAUAAAGAAAAGAAAAAGGAAGCGAAAGCAAAGGAGAAAAAUGAAUCUAAGAAUGCAGAGCCAGGUAAAGAGAAGAAAAAGGAAGAGAAAGCAAAGGAGAAAAAUGAAUCUAAGAAUGCAGAGCUGGAUAAAGAGAAGAAAAAGGAAGAGAAAGCAAAGGAGACAAAUGAAUCUAAGAAUGCAGAGCCAGAUAAAAUAAGAAAGAGCAAUAAAGAGGAUCAUAUAGACCCUCAUUACGUUAUAACCUCCCAACUUUCGAAAGACAGCAACAAAAGUGCUGGUGCUGAUGGAAAUCUUAAGAAACGGAAGGACUUGCAGACAAAUGGAGUUUUGCAUGCCAAUGACAUUAGGCCCAGUAAACUGCCGCGACCCUCUUCGUCCUCUCAUCCAUUAACGGUAAAUGGAAGAACAGUGGAACCUUGCCAAACUUCCACCCCGUAUGUUUCAGAUAGGCUGGGAUCAGCAAAUAAUGUUAAGGUGGACAAUAAGGACUGCAAGAUAAAUGGCAUCGUUGAAUCUCCGUCAUUGUCUGUCUCCCCUGCAAAGCUGACUUCUACAGCUGCACAGACUGUUCCUGUUGCCGAAGCAUCUGUGAGACCGCCCCAUCCAGAUUCCAGAUAUCUAAGCCAGGUUUAUUUGGUUCCAAAGGUGGACGAAGUGCCUGAUUAUGACGAUGAAGAUUGGUUGUUUGGGUGCAGUGGUAACCAAUCAAAGAAGCCCAAGGUGGAAUCUUCAGGGGUUGAGGAGACACCUGAGGUAUGGUCAGAGGCUCUGCGGAUAGAGUCUGCUGAUGUUCACGCUCUACCGUAUGUCAUUCCAUAUUGAUUGACUCAAAUGGGCAUGCUUCACUGCUUCACCUCCAAACUCUUGAUGCGGGCAACCCUCGAUAGGACCACACUAGACCAAAGCUAGAAAGGCUUCUGGCCACCUUGGACAUAUAUUCAGAGUUUUCUAGCUGCAUUCAGCUGUGAUUGCACUCUGUUGCAGUGAGUACGACUAAUGGUCUGCUUCUCAAACAGUCUCAAAUGCAAAGGUUGCCAGGGUCACUCACACAUUAUGGCUUGCCCCAGGACCGGGCGGGCUAUUUGGAUUCAAGGGCUGGUUUUCCCCAACAGCUAAUUCAUUCAAAAUGGAAAUUUUCAUAAGUGCGACCAAGUGAAGGGUUGCGUAGAAAGGGAGAUAGAUAUAUAAAAGCUUGUGCAAUUUUUGUUUUCAUUUGCUUAGGAGCUGAGAAGCUCAUUCUAAUUGAGCAUUUAAGAGAAACUAGCCACAAUUUUGAUUUGUAACAUAGAACUCUUAUUUACAAGAAAUGUAAGAUAGAAGGAAAGGGAAAGUAGUUGCAUUCGUUCGUUGGCC